AUGUACAGGUUUAUUAACAAUUGUAGAGUUAAAAACAGAAGAUUAUCUAUAAGUUUAGAUGAUGCGCAAUCCUCUAAGAGUAAUCAUAUUCUCGCAUUGACAAUCAAUGAAUUACAGCAUGCACAUGAUGUAUUAAUUAAGCUAGUACAAAACGAGACUUUCUCGCAGGAAUUAAAUUUGUUGAAUUCUAAUCAAGACAUAAAUAAGUCGAGUAAACUACUGAAUCUAAGUCCUUUUAUUGAUAUGCAAGGCAUAAUUAGAGUAGGGGGUAGGUUACGGAAUGCGAAUUUAUCAUUUGAUAAAAAACACCCAAUAAUCUUGCCAAAAAAUCACCCUCUAACAAAAAUGAUAAUUCGGCAUUUUCACAUAGUAAAUUUGCAUGCUGGGGCUCAGGCAACUCUUGCCGCUAUUCGUCAUUCUUAUUGGAUAAUAGCUGGGCGUAACACAAUACGAUCCGUUUUACACAAGUGCAUUACCUGCUUUCGAGCAAAACCCACAAUAGCGCACCAAAAGAUGGGUGAUCUGCCAGAACCACGUCUUGAGCCUGUACGUCCGUUUUUUAAAACAGGUGUGGAUUAUUGUGGACCCAUUUUUAUUAAAGAAAGCCGAGGCCGCGGUAAAGGUAGUACCAAGGCAGUACACCUAGAGUUGGUAAGUGACUUGACGUCCGAAGGUUUCUUGAACGCACUUAGGCGUUUUAUGUCUCGUAGAGGUCAAGUAAAAGAGUUGCAUUCGGACAAUGCUACAAAUUUUGUCGGUAGUAAAAAUCAGUUAAAAGAGUUAAGGGACAUUUUAAAAAAUGAUAUCAGUAAGAGUACCAUUAUUAACCAUUUGGCAAAUCAAAACAUUAAAUGGUGUUUUAUUCCGUCGAGAACGCCAAAUUUCGGUGGCAUUUGGGAGGCCAAUAUUAAAAUAGUAAAAUCUCACAUGAAAAGUGUUAUUGGUGAACAAAUUUUGACCUUCGAAGAAAUGCACACGUUUCUGACAAGAAUAGAGGCUUGCCUCAAUUCCCGUCCACUAACCCCUCUUUCCUCUGAUCCCAACGACCUCGAAGCUCUAACUCCGGGCCACUUUUUAAUUGGAGAAGCGUUGACGGCGCCGGUAGAGAUCAACCUAGACGACGUCAGACUCAAUCGCUUGAGUCGUUGGCAAAUGGUGGAGAAGAUGAGGCAGCACUUCUGGAAACGAUGGUCCCGAGAAUACGUUGUCCAACUACAACAGCGCAACAAAUGGAAGAUUGAGACAGCGGCGGUCCAACCUGGAGCUAUGGUACUGCUCGUUGAAGACGGCCUUCCCCCGUUGCAUUGGCCACUCGGUCGCAUCCAGGAGGUGCACCACGGCAACGAUGGUCUUUGCCCAUGGACGAUGACAAAAACAUGUGAAGGUGCGUUCCAGAAAAAUAAGUCUGCGGACUUAACAAGUGAAAGUGCGUUCCAGAAAAAUAAGUCUGCGGACUUAACAAGUAAAGGUGCGGUCCUGAAAAAUAAGUUUGCGGACUAUUUUAAGGACGUCAAGGGGGGCGGCGAUGGUACGUCUCACUUUACGGUUAUUACACCCUACCGGUCCAACGACCUUGAAGGACUGAGGGACGAAGGGAUUAGUGUUUCCCCCUUAGACAGUUAUCAUCAUCUGGACAUCAUCGAGACUUAUUUCUCCCGACAUAAGAAUUCUUUGUUGUUUCAAGUUUCACGAGAGUGUAUGGCGAAUUUAAAGUUUAAUAUCAGAGUCAUAGAAAUUGAACAUUCAAAUGGAAUUGAGGUAAACAACACAGAAACACGUGGCGGAAGCGGAGUGCGCGGUUCCUUGUCGAGCUGGCAGUCGCGCCAUCUGCACAAACGACGCAGUUCUUGA
Messenger RNA from Zophobas morio, 1851 nucleotides. RefSeq lists its product as uncharacterized. The record is from RefSeq and is a predicted model, not a curated record. Bases 1 to 1851 code for a protein of 616 amino acids. NCBI's taxonomy places the organism in Eukaryota, Metazoa, Arthropoda, Insecta, Coleoptera, Tenebrionidae. Gene Ontology annotation, molecular function: nucleic acid binding. The transcript is spliced from 6 exons.